Ostrinia nubilalis (European corn borer) is the source of this 1080-nucleotide messenger RNA. Its product is annotated as protein amalgam-like. Gene Ontology annotation, cellular component: neuron projection. The transcript has 9 exons. The coding region runs from base 1 to 1047 and encodes 348 amino acids. The record is from RefSeq and is a predicted model, not a curated record. NCBI's taxonomy places the organism in Eukaryota, Metazoa, Arthropoda, Insecta, Lepidoptera, Crambidae.
AUGUGCCUCAGCGCAAUUCGUUGGUACAGUCCUGUUGUUCCCCUGGUGGCGUGGCUCCGCGUGGACACGCAAACCAUCCUGACCAUAGCAGGCCACGUGAUCACCAAGAACCACCGCAUCGCCGUCAGCCACGGCGACGGCGCGUGGACGCUGGCCCUGAAGGACGUGGGCCCGGCGGACGGCGGCCGCUACAUGUGCCAGGUCAACACCGAGCCGAUGAUGAGCCAGACGCACCAGCUGCAGGUCGUCGUUCCACCAGACAUAGACGACGACGCCAGCAGCAGUGAAAUCCUUAUCAAAGAGGGAGAGAACGCCGCGUUGCGAUGCGUUGCGUCCGGCACUCCGCCGCCCACCGUCGCGUGGAGGAGAGAGGACUCCAGGCACUUCAAGAUCGACAACCAGACGUUGGUAUCAAAAUGGACUGGCGACUGGUUGAACCUGACCGGGGUGGAGCGAGCGGCGUCGGGCGCUUAUCUAUGUAUAGCUACGAACGGCGUCCCUCCCUCAGUGAGCAAGAGGAUCCAGAUCAAUAUUAUGUUCGAGCCAUCAGUCUGGGCGGGUCGAGUGGCCAUCAGGGCCCCGGCAGGCGGCGCUGUGACCCUCCAGUGUACGGUGGAGGCCUACCCCGUCCCGCAAGUGUACUGGACUUUGAAUGGAGAGCAAAGGCUGGUUAAUGGUACAAAACACAAACUCAGCAUGUCGAGUCGAGGGUACCGGCACACUGUGAACAUGCUGGUGUCAGACAUGAGCCGCGAAGACGCUGGAGCCUACCGCUGCCACGCCGAGAACACUUUAGGGCGCGCGCACGCAGAGCUGUUCUUACACAUGCUAACGACAACGACCACUACGACUACAACGACGACUACAACAACCACCACUACGACGACUACCACGCCGCCACCGACCACCACACUGUCGCCAUUUGACAGCGACAGUCACUUGGAGCAGCUCCACCGAGGAGUGCUCCAAGAUCCGGACCUGGAUAACCCGUACAUCGUGCUAAGCCAGCACCAAAUGCAGAAUCUUGAAAUGGUGACAACAAUGUGACCCGACGCCGGGCGCGGCCACUGGUCGGAAGGC